GCAGUCUAUUCACUCCGAACAAACACCAGCUGACCACCAGUGGUGCCAGAUAAAUUUGUUAACAUAAUUUAAAGUUGCACGUUCCAGGUGCAAGUGUUUCCACAAUCUACCGAGAAAGAAUAAUGCCAUAAAGCUAACUGAAAAUCCACUAUUCAAGGCAAUUUCCGAACUGGAAGGACCGGAAGGAAUGAAGUAAAUAAAGGGUUUGGCACCUGAUUGUUUAUCUCUCCUGUCAAGCUGAGCCGAAGCGACGAGGAGGCAGCCCACUGAAAAAAUAAAACUAAAAUCCGAGCUGGUAAAGAGUUUCCUGUUAAUGGCGGGGAAGAAAGCACUACAUCCUAACCUGUCAGUGACAGAUGUUAGAAACUUCCCAUUUUUAAAGAAAAUUCUUCCACCAGAAUAUGACUAUUAUGUUGAAGCUUAUAAAGAGUAUGAAGGCCAUGAGGAAGAGAAACGCUUCAGUGCCAAUUUCCGAAUAUCAAGAUCAGAAGCAACAAAAGACAGUAUGAGGCGAUGGCUGGAAAAGUUUUGCAGCCACUCACUGACCACAUAUAGAAUUGAAAGAACAUAUCCAACAGAAACCAAGUGGUUUACAUACAGGGUUGAUUUGAGAUGUCAGCAUAAUACAAAGCCAACAAGCCACAAAAGGGUCCGUACACCUCAUAAAAAGCACACAGCCUGUCCUGCAAAAAUGACGAUCAAGAUAAGACAAGAUAGACUCAGUAGAAGAAAGAGCAGUGAGCUUCACCUGAAGACUCAUCCUGUUGAAGUGAUGCUAUAUCACCUCCAUAAUCAUCUCACCCAAAGGAGAUAUGCUCUUCAGUUUCGGGAUCCAGAUUCAGCCCUCGUAAAAAAAUUUAGGAUGAUGUACCAUGCUGGUUAUAAGCCUGCUACUGCUCUCAAGAUCCACAAAAGGGAUAUACACAUGGAGUAUGAGGAUGAUUCCUGUGCUGCUCUAGAGGACAGAGCAUUAUGCCCAGAUGUAAAUUGGUGUUAUAGGCAGUACUACUUGACAUGCAAGGGAGAGAAAAGUCUCAGUGUUUUAGAGAGUAAAACAAAUUCAUUGGAAGAAUUUGUACAUGAAUAUAAUAAACAGUGCAAUGAAAUAUGUGCAGCAAUGAAGCUACUGAAUGAUGAAAAUACAGAUGUUAUUAUUGCUUUAGUUACACCUUUGAUGAAGCAUUUCCAUAAAGGUUUAGUACAGACAGGGAAGCUAAUAAUUAUUGAUAGCAACAGUAUAGAAUUUCUGAAAUGCAGAAUUUAUCUCCUUAUGACUCACAGUGGUUUUGGUGGCCUUCCAGUAGGUAUUCUCAUAACAUCAACAGACAGCCCUAAUGUUUUGCAUCAGGCUCUAGAUUUAUACAUGGACUUGUUAUCUGAUCAAGCUUUUGCUGGACGUGGUAACCUUGGACCAGAAAUCAUACUGACUGAAGAUUGUUAUGUUCAACGUCAGGCCUUAGCAGCAAAAUUUCCUGAUACUACCAUAUUGAUUUGUCCAUACCAUGUGAUUCAAUCAGCCUGGGAAUGUCUGUGCCACAGCCAAUCUGGCAUUGAACAUGGUAGCAGACAAGAACUGUUUGGCAUGGUUAAGGAUAUGGUUUUGGCCCAAACUGAUUCUGACCUUGAGGAGAAAUAUAAGAAUAUCACAUCAUUACAGACUCAUUAUCCUUUAAAGUUUUUUUCCCACAUGGAGGACUUGUAUAAAAAAAGGAACAAAUGGGCUCUAUGUCUUCAAGGCAAUUUGAUGAACCAAAUAUAUAGCUUCACAAGUGUUGCAGAAAUAAUGGAAUCUCUGAAGGACAAAAUGCUGAAGCAAAUAAAAGCAUGCACAAUGGUUCAGCUUCUUAAAUUUUUGACUACUGAUUUAGAUACAUAUUAUACAAAGAAAUUACACUGCAUUGCAGAAGGUCAAUUUGAAGUGCCAUAUUUACAACGCUAUAUGCAGGAGAAGAAAAUGAUGGAUAUGCUAGAAGUUGUUCCCUUCUUCAAAAUCAAAAAUGCAUCAACGGGUGAAUGCUUUGAUGUAGACAUGAGUUUAGGUUUAUGCUCUUGUUCAGUUGGUGUCUCAGGCGAACCCUGCAAACACCAAUGUGCCUUAACUCAGAAACUUGAUGUAGGUAACCUUUUGAUGAAACCAGAAAUAGAUUCAAGAACAAGAGAAGAAAUAGCCAGAAUAUACAGCCAGACUCAGGAUAAAAAGCUCAGAAAUUAUAUUGUAAAGAAAAUUGAAAAGUGCAGUGAAAAACAGGAGAAAGUAAAUGAAAAAGGAAACUUGGAAUUAUCAAAUAACACCAGCAUUCAUUGUGAGAAAUAUGCAGAAUCAAAAGAUGCUAGUAUAGGAGGAAUUGAUUUGAAAAAAUUAUCUGAUAUAAAAACUAGUGCUGAUGCGCCACCAUGUCUAGUAUGUAACGCGAUCCCAACUUCACAAGCCCAUUUCAUAAGAUGCAGUCACAACGUACAGUUAUUUUGUGAGACUUGCAGAAUGGGGCCAAAUAACCCAGAACAGGAGCAACAUUGUCUGCAAAAACAUACCAGCAAAAAGCAAUGUGGAUGUGGUAUACGUGGAAAAGGUAACCCUGGUUGUGAUUCUUUGAGAAAACACGCAUUAUGUCAAAGUCCAAAUAGUCCAUAUGGAAAUGAGCUAUGUGGGAAACAUGUUAAGAAUAGGAAUAGAAUUGCCAGGCAUAGAUCUAAAAAGGAUAAAAAAUGCAUUUGUUCAAACUGUCAAAAGCCUUAUAUAAAAGAAAGACACCUAACAACUCAACUGCAUAAAACUUUCAAAACUUUUGAUACUGAUACCAAUAUUGAAGUAAAAAGUUAUCCUUACCCAAGUGAUCAUCAUCACAAACAGAAAGUUAUCAUAAUUAAUGCAGAUGAACCAACAACACCACCAGCUAUUAAUGAUCUUGAAGAAAGUGGUUGCUCUUAUGUAUCUCUUUAACCCAAUGCUGCCGGAGAAAAUAAAUAAAAAAUGGGAAAAACGCUGUGUUCAUUUUUUAUAUUUUUUGUGAAAUGUCUCUGUGCAUAGA
This is a messenger RNA of Penaeus chinensis, 3029 nucleotides long. RefSeq lists its product as uncharacterized. The record is from RefSeq and is a predicted model, not a curated record. Gene Ontology annotation, molecular function: zinc ion binding. The transcript has 5 exons. NCBI's taxonomy places the organism in Eukaryota, Metazoa, Arthropoda, Malacostraca, Decapoda, Penaeidae. The coding region runs from base 314 to 2941 and encodes 875 amino acids.